UGGUCCGGGCUGGGGCGCUGAGUUGUGGAGUUGGUGGAAAGUGACAAGUUGGGCGAGAAGAGAGAUCGCGGAGAGCUGGAGGAGCCGCGGCCGAGUGAGCCCAGAGACCUCCGCCCCAGGCACUGGGCACGCUGUUCUGGAGUCGGAGCCGGAGACACACGGUGUGCUAGAACGACACGGAGAGCCUGGAACUGAACCGCCGGCCGAGGCACGGCUGCUACGGAGUACCGGGAGGAGCCGCGCUCCCAGGUCCGGGACGGCCGAGCGGAGGCGAGGGAGCAGGUCAGAGGGACAAAGAGUUUUGCAAAGGCCCUCCGGUGUCCUGCGAGUGCCUGCGGCAGGACAAAGUGGCCCGGAGCACUGGGAGAACCCGUGGAUGUUCUGCGCGCCGCCAGGGAGCCGCCAGCACCGCCACGAGAGGAGGAAUGCACCGGCCGCGCCGCCGCGGGACGCGCCCGCCACCGCUGGCGCUGCUGGCCGCGCUGCUGCUGGCCGCACGCGGGGCUGCUGCCCAAGAAACAGAGUUGUCAGUCAGCGCUGAGCUGGUGCCUACCUCAUCCUGGAACACUUCAAGUGAAAUUGACAAAGAUUCUUACUUAACCCUUGAUGAACCUAUGAAUAACAUCACAACAUCCCUGGGCCAGACUGCAGAACUGCACUGCAAAGUGUCUGGGAAUCCACCUCCCAAUAUCCGCUGGUUCAAGAAUGACGCACCUGUGGUUCAAGAACCGCGUAGAAUCUCCUUCCGGGCCACCAACUAUGGCUCUCGGCUGCGGAUCAGAAACCUCGACACCACAGACACUGGUUACUUCCAGUGUGUGGCAACAAGUGGCAAGAAAGUGGUUUCUACCACUGGAGUCCUGUUUGUCAAGUUUGGGCCUCCUCCAACCGCAAGCCCAGGAUCCUCAGACGAGUAUGAAGAAGAUGGAUUCUGUCAGCCAUACAGAGGCAUUGCAUGUGCACGAUUUAUUGGCAACCGCACUGUGUAUAUGGAGUCUUUGCAUAUGCAGGGGGAAAUAGAAAAUCAGAUCACAGCUGCCUUCACCAUGAUUGGCACCUCCAGCCAUUUAUCUGAUAAGUGCUCUCAGUUCGCCAUCCCCUCCCUGUGCCACUAUGCCUUCCCAUACUGUGACGAAACCUCAUCUGUCCCCAAGCCCCGAGACCUGUGUCGUGAUGAAUGUGAAGUGCUGGAAAACGUCCUGUGUCAGACAGAGUACAUUUUUGCCAGAUCGAAUCCCAUGAUUCUGAUGAGGCUGAAGUUGCCAAACUGUGAGGAUCUCCCUCAGCCGGAGAGCCCAGAAGCUGCGAACUGCAUUCGGAUUGGCAUCCCCAUGGCAGAUCCUAUAAACAAAAAUCACAAAUGCUACAACAGCACAGGUGUAGACUACCGGGGAACCGUCAGUGUGACCAAGUCAGGACGCCAGUGCCAACCUUGGAAUUCUCAGUACCCACACACACACAGCUUCACUGCACUGCGCUUUCCGGAGCUCAACGGAGGCCACUCCUACUGCCGCAACCCUGGCAACCAGAAGGAAGCUCCCUGGUGCUUUACCUUGGAUGAAAACUUUAAGUCUGACCUGUGCGACAUCCCGGCAUGUGAUUCCAAAGAUUCCAAAGAGAAGAAUAAAAUGGAAAUCCUGUAUAUUCUGGUGCCAAGUGUGGCCAUUCCCCUGGCUAUUGCCUUCCUCUUCUUCUUCAUCUGUGUGUGCCGAAAUAACCAGAAGUCCCCGUCACCACCCGUCCAGAGGCAGCCAAAACCUGUCAGAGGACAGAAUGUAGAGAUGUCCAUGCUGAAUGCAUACAAGCCCAAGAGCAAAGCUAAGGAACUGCCUCUUUCUGCUGUGCGUUUCAUGGAAGAAUUGGGUGAAUGCACCUUUGGAAAAAUCUAUAAGGGCCAUCUCUACCUCCCAGGCAUGGACCAUGCACAGCUAGUGGCUAUCAAAACCUUGAAAGACUAUAACAACCCCCAGCAGUGGACAGAAUUUCAACAGGAAGCCUCUCUCAUGGCCGAACUACACCACCCUAAUAUUGUAUGUCUCCUUGGUGCUGUCACCCAGGAACAACCUGUGUGUAUGCUCUUUGAGUAUAUGAACCAGGGAGAUCUCCAUGAGUUCCUCAUCAUGCGAUCCCCACAUUCCGAUGUUGGCUGCAGCAGUGAUGAGGAUGGAACGGUCAAAUCCAGCCUGGACCACGGAGAUUUCUUACACAUCGCAAUUCAGAUUGCGGCUGGCAUGGAGUACCUCUCUAGUCACUUCUUCGUGCACAAGGACCUUGCAGCUCGCAACAUUUUAAUUGGAGAACAACUGCAUGUGAAGAUUUCAGACCUUGGGCUUUCCAGAGAAAUUUACUCUGCCGAUUACUAUAGGGUGCAGAGUAAGUCUUCACUGCCCAUCCGCUGGAUGCCUCCUGAGGCCAUCAUGUACGGCAAAUUCUCCUCAGAUUCUGAUAUCUGGUCUUUUGGGGUUGUGUUGUGGGAGAUUUUCAGCUUUGGACUCCAGCCAUAUUAUGGGUUUAGUAAUCAGGAAGUGAUUGAAAUGGUGCGAAAGCGACAGCUCUUACCGUGUUCUGAAGACUGCCCACCGCGAAUGUACAGCCUCAUGACCGAGUGCUGGAAUGAGAUUCCUUCCAGGAGACCACGCUUUAAGGACAUCCACGUCCGUCUUCGAUCCUGGGAGGGCCUCUCAAGUCACACCAGCUCAACCACUCCCUCGGGUGGAAAUGCUACCACGCAGACCACCUCCCUCAGCGCCAGCCCUGUGAGUAACCUCAGCAACCCCCGAUUUCCCAAUUACAUGUUCCCGAGCCAGGGGAUCCCACCACAGGGUCAAAUCGCUGGUUUCAUUGGCCCAGCGAUACCGCAGAACCAGCGCUUCAUCCCCAUUAACGGAUAUCCAAUACCUCCCGGAUACGCAGCCUUUCCUGCUGCCCACUACCAGCCUGCGGGGCCUCCCAGGGUGAUUCAGCACUGCCCGCCUCCAAAGAGCCGGUCCCCAAGCAGCGCCAGUGGAUCGACCAGCACUGGCCAUGUGGCCAGCUUGCCCUCAUCGGGAUCCAAUCAGGAAGCAAACGUUCCUUUGCUACCCCACAUGUCAAUCCCAAAUCACCCCGGUGGAAUGGGGAUCACUGUUUUCGGCAACAAAUCUCAAAAACCCUACAAAAUAGACUCAAAACAACCAUCUUUGCUUGGGGACUCCAAUAUCCAUGGGCACACCGAGUCUAUGAUUUCUGCGGAAGUGUAAAAUGUGGGACUUUUGUAAAUACGCUAUCCAGGAAAAACUAGAAGGUGGCAGAAAAGAUUUAUAUUCAAAUGUUUUUAUUGACGGUUCUCAUUUAGCAGACAUUGCAACCAGUAUCUUCUGUGAAGUUUAACUGUGUCUUACCGGAAAGACACCAGCCAGGAAAAAUAAUGCAUUGUGGGAUUUACACUCCAUCAGGGUGUAUGAUAUGUUGUCGGGAACAGACCUUUUAUUUCAAGGACUGAAAACUGCAAAACCAAUGAAGAUGAACAGAACAUAGUAAUUAAAUAGCAAACCAAAAAAGGAAGUCAAAUGGUGCUCUCUCUGUGUGUUUUUGCCUUUGGUCACCAUGACUGAUCUACCGCCAAAACGUAUAUACUGUAGCAUUUGUCUACCUGCUGUCUCUACUUCAGGACAGAUGUUCAGGAACUAUCUUGAUUCAAUUAGACUCUAGGCAUGUUUGAAUGGAAGUGGUGUUUAGCACCACAGAGGGGACUUUAGGCUACAUUUUAAAUCACAGAUAGAAACGAGCCAUACAGUCGAGUCAUGUCCACAGAAGUCGUCUCAGUCACCAGGUUUCUCUGGGAUGGUGUAGAGCGUCUCUAUGUGACCCUCCUCACCACGAAGGCUUUUCCACAGUCUCUUUUCCCACAAUGUGUUUACACAGGCCCUGGAGAAGGUAGAUUUGGAUGCUGGAAAUGGUCGUACAUUACCAUUUAGGUUAUGGCUUUAGGUACAGGGCACCCAAGGAGGCACAGUCGGGAAAAUGGUCCCUCAGCCUGGAUUCGUAUCCAUGGGAAAGGAGCACGGGUUACUCCAGGGGCUUCCCCGGACCAUCCAUGCUGCAAACGAGUGACACUAGAGGCAAGGCUAACCACGCGCAUGCCUGGUAGCUUGUUUACAAGUUGGCGCAGGUUCUCAGGAGUGCUUACCGUCACAAGGAGCAGGAGGAAAGCCUGUGAUAAUAGCAGAAGCUAGUACAUUUAAACUCUCACUUUGUGCUUUUCCUGGAGAUGUUCACCGAUUAUAUUCCAGCACCAAGAACUCUAACAUUUUGUUCAUAAAGCUAGCCGAAACCCAAAGACAAAGCACCCUAUUUGGCAAAGCAAAUGUUUAAAAACAUGCUGAGUUUGCUCAAAGAUUACAAAACUCCAAAUUCCUUAACUUAGCAAACUAGCAAUUUGGUCCUUCUUGCCUUCCGUAGGGGGUGACAUCAAAUGUGCCCAUCCUGGCAUUUA
Rattus rattus (black rat) is the source of this 4474-nucleotide messenger RNA. RefSeq names its product receptor tyrosine kinase like orphan receptor 1 (gene Ror1). The transcript is spliced from 9 exons. Lineage: Eukaryota; Metazoa; Chordata; Mammalia; Rodentia; Muridae. Gene Ontology annotation, biological process: positive regulation of canonical NF-kappaB signal transduction; protein phosphorylation; cell surface receptor protein tyrosine kinase signaling pathway. The record is from RefSeq and is a predicted model, not a curated record. The coding region runs from base 426 to 3239 and encodes 937 amino acids. Gene Ontology annotation, molecular function: protein kinase activity; protein binding; ATP binding. Gene Ontology annotation, cellular component: signaling receptor complex.